AUGGAGAAUAGGAAGAAAGAAAUUUUCUCAAGAAAUAUGAAUCAACGAAUUGCUAAUUCAUCAAGACCCAAGGAUAUUAAUGACUCGUAUCUUGAUGUGCUAAACUAAAUAGAGGGUCAAGGUUUGAAUAAAACAGUAUUCGGUGAAUUAAGUUUUAAAAGUAAAAGAGGUUCAGUCUUUAAUGAUACUUUUGAUAGAAAUGUAUACAUGAAUAACUCUUAGAGAAGCCAAACAAUGCAUAGAUCCAAUCGAUUAUCUUAGCCAAAGUUUGAUAUGAAUGGAAGUGAUUGCAGUUUUGAGAGUUCAAGAUUAAAAAAAUCUCCUUACAACAAUCACACUCAUUUAUCAGCCCUCAAGAGUCAUUAUCAUCAUAAUCUUUCACAAAACAGGUCUUAAGAUUUAGAAAUUCAUGAAUAGAUAAGAUAAUACAAUCAGUCUCACUAAUAAUAGAUCUCUAAUCAGAUUCAUACCAGAAAUUUCUCUUUAGAUAAUAAAAAUAAAACAGAAUUGAGUUUAUUCAGAAACAAAAAGAAGUAGAGUUAAGAAAUACAUAAUUACCAAUAGAAUUUAAAGCAUAAUAUCUAACUCCAACAGCCAUUAAAUACAUGUAAUAUUGACUCUAAAGCAAUUCCUGACUAUAAUGAGAGAUUAAUAGCUCUUAAGCUAAAGAGGGCAAGUUUGUUAGGCUAGAAUGGUACAAAUAAUGAAAUAUCAUAGCCUAUUUUCAUUACAACAACUAGAAAAGGUCUUGGAUUACAAAUAGAAUGUGCAAAAACUUAGAUGAUCAAUUAUAAAUCAAGCAUGGGUUAGCAUGUGCUAAAGAUAUCUAUGGAUGAUCCACUAAAGUUAAAACAUAGAAUUUGGAUUGAGGAAAGUGGAAAUUUUAUGAAGGAGCUUCAUUAAAAAAGAGGAAAUAAUAAGAAUUCUAAUUCUAAUUCUUUAGGACAUCAAUCUAUAGAAAAUACUGAAGAUGAUAUUUUUAAUUUAGAAAAUUUGGUUUAAAACUAGCAUCAACUUGUAGCCCAUGAAUGGACUCCUAAAUCAUCUAUAUUGAUGGAAUUUCAGGAUCUUUAGCACCAUCAUGCAUAUUAAAAUAUUGAAUCAAACUAGUAUUCUCAUUAAACCUCCUAAAACUAGCAUCCGUUGCAAUCUAAUUCACAAAAUCAGUCUUAGAUUUAUAUUCAAAAUCAAUUAUAAAAAUAGAAAUCCUUAAAUGAUAGAACAAACAAAGUCAUUUACUCUUUUAAAAAAGAUAGAAAUCUCUUGAGCAAAAUGAGGAGAGCAAGUUCUAAUCAAACUUAGUCUGAUCCAGAUUAAGUGUUUAAAAAAUUAGAAAGCAGAGAAAACUCAAAAUUAUAAAUGAGAGGCUCAUUUAACGAAAACAUUGAAAAAUAAAAAGGGUAAGGUUCGAAAAAGAAAAGAGUGUCCGGAGAAUUCACAAGCAAAGCAUCUAUGAGUCAAUUAAAGAAAAUCGACUUAAUAUUUGAUAAAGAAUCACAAUAGAACAAUUCUUCAAUUGUUCACAGCUUAGAUCAAAAUAUGAAAAUGUCUAAAGAGGUCUAUCCUUAAUCAAUGUCUCUAUAAAAAAGCUUUGAAAAGGCUAAAGAUAGCAAGACGCCUUCCCUUCCAAUAUAGAGGAAUAGCUUAUCAAUACAUGACUCGAGAGAAAACAUAGAAGAUGCGAAGGAUAUUAAUGUCACCUAAAUUUCUAUUAAGGUAUCUUUAGAUCAGAAGAAGCCAACGUAGCAUACUAGCAUAGAGAAAACGAAUCCUAAAAUUUUUUCUUUAAAGAGUUUAGACAACAAUAAUAAUAAUGAUGGAUUUAAUAAUGGAAUAUCUACAGAAGCACUACUAAUGGUUAAGGCGAGCGGGAAAAAUAUUGCUCACACAAAGAGAUCAUUAAAAAGACCUCCAAUUAUAUAUGAUAAAAAUACAGAAUUAAUCAAAAGUGAUGAGAAUAGACCAAGAACUUAAGAUGACAACUAUUAGUUGAAUUAAUAUGCUAGCAAAUAUAAAAAAUAGGCAUAGCUAUUGGUUCUGAAGACUACUGAACUUAAAAUAGAUCAUGAGCAAAGCUAAAAGAUUAUUAUUAGAGCCAAAUCAGCUAAUACUAAUAACAGAAAUUUUAGAAGAAUUCAGUUGAUUUCUCCUUCAAAUAAGAAUAACUUCAAAAACAAAUUACUAACUGCACAAUCAAGAUACAACUAAAAUAUUGCUAUACAAAAUUAUUCAUCAGUAAAUAAUUCCUAGAAUGAUAACCAAAGAAAUACGGAUGAAUAAAUGUUUUCAAGUGUGAUGGGGCCAGACAAAUCAUUUAGGGAUAAUAAAUUCUUGAUCGAGGAUCAUGAGUAAAUUAAUCAGUUUAAUAGGACAUUCGUUCAUAACAGAAAAGAUUCAAAGUCAAUAGUCUCAAAGUAUUAGGGAAGGAAUUUAGAAAAUAGCUCAAUUGGGGAUAUAGUUGGCAUAGGAUUAGAAAAGAAAAAAUCACAAACUCAAAUCAUUCAAUCCUCUCACAGAAACAGAUCUCAAAGGAAUAUUAUUAGAAGUCCAGAUAAGAACACCAUCAAGAACGACUAAAUUCAGAAUUUGACAAUCUAGAACGAAAAAAAUUCUAUUCCAACAAAUGAGAAUGAUUGUGAGUCUAGUAUUGUUAAGAAGUCUUAUAUCGAUAGCACAUUAGAGAUUGAUCCCAAUUAGCAAUUUAAUUAGCCUUAAAUAAUAGAUAAGAUGUUUAGUGGGGGUGUUACCUCACAAGAUGUAUCUCAUUAGCAAUCAAGAACUCAGUUUAGAGCAACUUUUGACUACUAUAAAACAUAGAUAUCGUUUUAGGGUAAGAAUUUCUCUACAAAUUCAGCAGGAAAUUUGAGAAAUCUCAACACACAAUAUUCAAAUUAAGAUCCAUCCACAAAGAGAACAGUUUUAAUGAAGCAUAUUAGACGUACUCCAAAUGGAUAUGGGCCAGGUGGAAUAAAUCAAGCAUCAAUGAAUAUCUAAACUGGAGAAGGAGGUUAAAGGCACAACAAUUUAUUUAGCAGUAACAGUAUUGUUCAAGUGUAAAUGCUUCCUCAGGAGGAAUUAACAACUAAGGAUCUCAAUCUAAAUGACAUGCUUGAUCCUUUGAAAAAUAUUAGAUAGCUUAAACAGACAGAUCUACCUAGACACUCUAGAGCCAACCCAUCUUUAAUUAAAAAGAAUCUAGAGUUGGUAAUGAAAAUGAAAAAAGCAGAGAAGAUAAUGAAAAAUAGUGCUUCGAGAAGUAUUUACAACCCUAAUUAAACAAUGAAUGGAGAUAUUUACAAAGAAAACAAUAUUAAUGCUUUUAAUGUCCAGACUAAUAAUCAUUUUACAAGGAAUUCCAAUAACAUAUCAUUCCUAUCAAUGAAACCUCAUGAAUAUCAAAACUCAUUUGAUAAUGAACUUAUAAUAAACUCCAGAAAUUAAAGAGUAAAAAGUCAAAUGGGAAAAACUAGAGAUAGAAUUGCUGUUAAAAAUGAGCAUAUCAAUGUUGAUUCCUUAGAUGGAGUCCUCUUACAUUAAAAGGUUAAAAUACCUCAUCCAUUAAUUCUCUAAUCCUACCAAUCAUAGCUUUCAACAAUUAAAUAGCCUUCGAAAUAAAACAACAAUAAUAAUAGUCGUAUGCAAAAUAACAUCAAUCAAGAAGAAACUAUAGCUCUUGAUACUACCUAAAACCUUAAUGCCACUCUACUAUCAGUAAUGAAUGAAAGCUAGCUUCCUUAGAUAGUGGAUUAAUUUAUAACGGAAAAGAAGUAAUCUAAUGAGCAUAAUCAGAAGCCUUAGAGUAGUUUGAAACCUUAAGUCAAUGUGCAACUCGAAUAAAAUAAUUCUAUCGGCUCUUUCUUAAAUCAAGAAAUUUCACAUACUAAAAGUGAUAACUACAAAAAGAGAAUGCUGUAAGAUAACACCCGAAAAAGAAGUAAUGAUCUAAUCUAAACAAACAAUACAAGCAAAGUUCCGAAUUCAAAAUUAGUCUAGGAUAGGUAGAAACUUAAAAAUUCAAAAUAAUAGAGUAAGGCCAGACAAUCAGAUAUAAAAUCAAAUUCAAAAUUGCUGGAAUUCUCAGUCUACGGCACUAAUGUUGAAAAAAGAAAAGACUCAUAAGCGAGUAAUCUUUAAACUUCGAUGCAUUGA
This is a messenger RNA of Stylonychia lemnae, 4149 nucleotides long. The record is from the annotation of a GenBank genome assembly. Lineage: Eukaryota; Ciliophora; Spirotrichea; Sporadotrichida; Oxytrichidae.